AUGUUCCACAUGCAAACUUCUCCGUCAUCCCUUGUAGCAGCAGGAGACGCCACCGUCAUCGCCGUCAGUGGCGGCCGGCACAGCCAUUCCGCGGUCAAAUGGGCUGUGGAACACCUUCUAAAGAGGAACUCCUCAUGUAUCCUUAUUCACGUUCAGACCAAGUCCAUGCAUGCCAAUGAUGUUGUUGACGUACCUAAACAUGGUCGUACACCAACUGAAGAAGAAUUGCACCAAUUAUUUCUUCCCUUUAGAGGGUUUUGUGCUCGAAAAGGGAUCGCAGCAAAGGAAUUGGUCCUGCAUGACAUUGAUAUUCCAAAAGCGCUUACAGAUUACGUCGUUGAAAAUUGUAUCAGCACUGUUGUUAUUGGUGCUGAUACUUCCUCCUGGAAUACUUUUAUGAGGAAAUUUAGCAAAGAUGCAGAUGUGCCAAAUAGUUUAUCGAAGUCUUUGCCAGAGAACUGCACUUUAUACGUCAUAGCAAAAGGAAAAGUACAACAUAUCCGACCAACAGGUCUUCCUUAUCAUCAACAUAUUCAUCCUCAUCAACAACAUAUUCAUCCCCAUCAACAACAUAUUAAGGUCAAACCAACUAAAUCUAUAAGAGACAUAGUCACGCUCUUGAACAAUGCCCCAUUGGUUCAUCCACAUAUGAAUCUUGCAGAGACCUUUGUAGAUUCUGAAGAUAUUACCAUAAAAUCAAUCAAAGAUCCAAUUGGGAGGGACUCCGGCAAAGCUUGGGAAUCUUUACGUGAACAAACAACAUCGCAUAAGCACAAUGAAGGUAACAAUUCACCAAGAGGUCCAGAAGAAUACUCCUCAUUACAAAAUUCAUCAACUAGAAGUUCUUCUGAAAACAGUGACAACACAGGGCAAAUGCUUGAUUCUCCUAUGGCUGAUAAGUCACGUGGAAACCAUGAAGUAGCUGUAAACUCAGACAAGCCUAAGUCUCUAAAACCCCAAGUAGACUUAGAGAUGGAAAUGAGGAAAUUGAAAUUAGAAUUGAGGAAAACAACGGAGAAGUAUGGCAUGGCUUGCAAAGAAGCUGUUAUAGCAAAACAAAAGGCCACGGUGCUUGAAAAGUUUAGACAAGAAAAGGAACGCAAUGUAGAAGAAGCUAGGCAUGCUGAAGAGACUGCAUUGGCUUUGGCAGAGGUAGAGAGGCAGAAAGCCAAAGCAGCUAUGGAGUCGGCAGAAAUGUCACAGCACCUGGCAGAAAUGGAAAUCCGAAAGAGAAAGGAAGUCGAACUAAGAGCCAAGCAAGAGGAAAAAGAGAGGAACAAAGAAUUGCAUGAUGUUGUGUGUAAUAGUAUUCCAUACAGAAGAUACAAAACUGAAGAACUUGAAGCUGCAACAGAUAACUUCCACGAUGCUUUGAAAAUUGGAGAAGGUGGAUAUGGACCUGUUUUUAGAGGAGUGAUUGAUCACACUGUUGUUGCCAUUAAGGCCUUGAGACCAGACCUAGUCCAUGGAGAGAGGCAAUUUCAACAAGAGCUUAUUGUUUUGAGCACCAUAAGGCAUCCAAGCAUGGUGCUCCUCCUAGGAGCAUGCCCGGAGAACGGAUGCCUCGUGUAUGAGUACAUGGAAAACGGCAGCUUAGAAGACUGCCUCUUCCACAAAAACAACACUCCACCAAUUCCAUGGAGAACGCGUUUCAAGAUAGCCUCAGAGAUUGCCACAGCCCUUCUUUUCCUCCACCAAACAAAGCCCGAACCCCUCGUGCACCGCGACCUUAAGCCAGCAAACAUCCUCUUGGACAAGAACUACGUGAGCAAGAUCAGUGACGUGGGUCUGGCACGCCUUGUUCCCCCUUCUGUGGCAGACAAAACGACACAGUAUCGCUUGACAGGUGCAGCAGGAACGUUCUGCUACAUUGACCCUGAGUAUCAGCAAUCGGGCUUGUUGGGUGUGAAAUCAGACAUAUACUCAUUAGGUGUGGUGCUGCUACAGAUCAUAACAGGGAAGUCUCCAAUGGGUUUGUCACACUUGGUUGAGAAGGCUCUUCACAAAGGCACCUUCAGCGAGGUGCUUGAUCCUAGUGUCACAGAUUGGCCUGUGGAGGAGGCUAUGGCAUUUGCCAACUUGGCCUUGAAGUGUUGUGAGUUGAGAAAACGUGACAGACCGGAUCUUGGUACUAUCAUUUUGCCUGAGCUUAAUCGAAUAUCAGGGAUAUGGGAUUUUGAAGAACAACCACGUUAGUUCUCCUCGUUUUUGAAUAAACUGCAUGCAUGCAUGGCGUGCAGUUGUUGAAUGUUGAUGCAGUUGCUCUUUAUACUCUACACUUUAUAUUUUAUCAUAAUUUUUUUUUAAUAUUUAUGCACUGCAUGUUACAUUGUAAUCAAAUAGAAA
This is a messenger RNA of Cajanus cajan (pigeon pea), 2346 nucleotides long. Its product is annotated as U-box domain-containing protein 35. Gene Ontology annotation, molecular function: protein kinase activity; ATP binding. Gene Ontology annotation, biological process: protein phosphorylation. The record is from RefSeq and is a predicted model, not a curated record. NCBI's taxonomy places the organism in Eukaryota, Viridiplantae, Streptophyta, Magnoliopsida, Fabales, Fabaceae.